Molecule: messenger RNA, 1392 nt
Organism: Cuscuta epithymum
Lineage: Eukaryota; Viridiplantae; Streptophyta; Magnoliopsida; Solanales; Convolvulaceae
Source: the annotation of a GenBank genome assembly
GAUACUCGUGGAUGCAAGACCGUUCACAUCACCGCAAAAAUCCUCAUUUCAAAUGGAAGGAAACAUAGUUCUAAAGAAGAAAAUCAUGGAAGCUGCAUCCAGAAACGACCUUUUUGAUUUCAUAUGUUCCAGCCCCCUAGUGAAUAAAACCGGUAUAACCUCAGAAAUGGUGGGCGAGUCUUUUGAUAAGUGCUUAGAGUAUGGAUCAGUGUUAUGCACACUAUUUCACCUCAACCACCUGAAUCUUAACCUUUCCGAAAAAGUUAGAAUUUAUCACUACUAUAUCCCUGUGUUCUUGUGGUGUGAAAAUGAAUUAUCCCAUCACUGCUCUAAGUUCAAAGGCAAAGAAGAAGUUCCACCUUUGGUGAUUGGGCUCAGUGCACCACAAGGAUGUGGAAAGACGACACUUGUUUUUGCGCUGGAUCAUCUUUUCCUUGUAACUGGGAGGAAUUCAGCUAUGCUGUCCAUUGAUGAUUUCUACUUGACCGCAGAAGAUCAGGUAACACUAAGGGAAAGCAAUCCUGGGAAUUUACUAUUGGAGUUUCGCGGAAAUGCUGGAAGCCAUGAUCUUCCUUUAUUUGUUAAGACUCUAACUGCUCUAACCAAAUUGACAAAACAAGGUGCGAAGAUGAAGCUCCCUAGGUAUGAUAAAUCAGCAUAUAAUGGUAGAGGCGAUAGAGCUGAUCCUUCUACAUGGCCAGAGAUCGAAGGGCCUCUUUCGGUAGUUCUAUUUGAGGGUUGGAUGCUUGGUUUCAAGCCCCUUCCAUGUGAAGUUGUCAAAGACGUUGAUCCGCAGCUGGAGGUUGUUAACAAGAAUUUAGAAGCUUACUCUGAUUCAUGGGCCAAAUUUGUCAAUUCAUGGAUAGUCAUCAAGAUUCAAGACCUGAGAUGUGUAUAUAAAUGGCGUUUAGAGGCUGAAAUAGCUAUGAAGGGUGAGGGAAAGCCUGGGAUGUCGGAUGAGGAGGUAAAAGAAUUUGUGUCGCGUUACCUGCCAGCAUACAAUGCAUACCUUCCUACACUCUACUCAACGGGACCCAGCGCUGCAGAUCCAGACCAUACACUGCUGAUUGAAAUUGAUGAAGGCAGGAACCCAGUUCUUGGUGUGCUAGGUAUAUAACGACAACCUUUCAGCUGCAAAAAGUCUGUGAAGGGCGUCAUCUGAGUUUCAAAAUUGUUUUGUAUAAAGCUUCUAACUACCUUUUGCUUGCUUGUUACUUGUUGAGUGUGUAUGUUUGUCUCUCUUUUUGGGUGUGGACUUUCAAUAAGCCCUCAUCAUUUUCAAGGGAAACUAAAAAUGUAUAGAAAAUAACAUAACGUGUAUAGAAAAUAAGUCUUCAACAGUAAUCCACAUACCAGUUUUAUUUAUGGUUAUGCACAAUUAAACAGCAAGAA